Messenger RNA from Exophiala bonariae, 1968 nucleotides. RefSeq lists its product as uncharacterized. Gene Ontology annotation, molecular function: sucrose alpha-glucosidase activity. The record is from RefSeq and is a predicted model, not a curated record. The coding region runs from base 1 to 1968 and encodes 655 amino acids. The transcript has a single exon. NCBI's taxonomy places the organism in Eukaryota, Fungi, Ascomycota, Eurotiomycetes, Chaetothyriales, Herpotrichiellaceae. Gene Ontology annotation, biological process: sucrose catabolic process. Gene Ontology annotation, cellular component: cytoplasm.
AUGGCAACUCGUGUCAUGCCAUUCCAAGCACCUGGCAGUCUUGCCGGGACGCUGGCAGCAUACGAAGCUCGACGAAAAUCCGUGGACGGCACGUCCAACUUGAACCUUGCACAGACAGGAAAGGAUCUGAUACCCGAGCGACCUACGGCUCGAUCAGUAUACGAGGGAUCUCUGCCAUCGCUACAUUUCCUUCGAUGGCGGCCGCUAUACCACAUCCAGGCACCAAGUGGCUGGAUGAAUGAUCCCUGUGGUCCGGGAUACGAUGCAAGCACAGGUCUCUACCACUUGUUCUUCCAAUGGAAUCCUCGUCGAAGCAUUUCUGGGUCAGUCGUCUGGGAUUCGAUACGCUGGGGCCAUGCAACCUCGAGAGAUAUGGUAAAUUGGGCGGUGUCGGGUGCUACUAGUAUCAAGCCUGGUGAUUGGUAUGACAAGGAAGGUUGUUUCACGGGCUGUAUGGUGCCUACGAGUCUUGGAGGGGAGACAGGCCACCUCACUGUCUUCUAUACUGGGGUCAGUCGAUUACCGCUACAUUACACUUUACCUUAUAUUCGGCAAACGGAGACUUUGGCGGUUGCCACGUCAAGUGAUGAUGGACAGUCAUGGACCAAGAUGGCGAAUAAUCCAGUGCUGGCGGAGCCACCAGAUGAGUUGUCUGUAACUGGCUGGCGUGACCCUUUCAUUGCGAGAUGGCCUUCAAUGGACGCCAUAUUAGGCCAAGACGAGAAUUUGAAGACUCUGUAUGCACUGAUAUCUGGUGGUCUGAGAGACCAUACUCCCACAGCCUUUCUUUAUGCCAUCAACUCCCAAAAUCUUACACAAUGGACUUAUAUCAGCGACAUUGUGGACGUCGGGUUGAAUCACAAUACAUCCAGAUGGUCAGGCGAUCUUGGCAUAAAUUGGGAAUGUGCUUGCUUCAUGACUCUGUCUGAUGAGAGGAAUGAAGCCUCCCGUGAAUUUAUAGUGGUUGGAGGAGAAGGCUCGGACACUUCACACCCUGAAUCUACUUUUGCAGCGUACCCUCAAGAAACCACAACAUUUCCACGAUGGGAGCGAUCCCUGCAAUGGAUGUGUGGAACGCUCAGUAUGAGCACAAAUGCUGCCGGGCAAAGCGUGCCAAAAAUGCAAUACUCUUUUGGAGGCCGCUUCGAUUAUGGAAUGAUGUACGCGGUCAACGUCUUCUAUGACCCUUUGACGGCCAAACAGAUAGCCUGGGGUUGGAUCACAGAAGAAGAUCUACCACAGAAGUUGGUCGACCGACAAAAUUGGAGCGGUCUAUUGGGGAUUCCUCGAGAGCUGAGCUUACAGACUUUGAGGGGUGUGACAUGUGCCCUUCAAUCAGAUCUGAAGGAUAUCACAUCAGUGGAAGUAACACCAGAGUCGAAAGAUACUUUCACGGUGAGGACACUAGGCAUCGAUCCUGCCAGUUCGCUGCAGGGAUUGAGGAGGGACACUCGGCUAGUGGCGAUUCAAGGCUCGCCUAUACUCAACAGGAAAGGAGAGUGUUUUAUGGACGUGCAGACAUACAGAUUUGAACUGACUGCAAAGUUGGAAGUGUCUAGUCAGUGCUCGCGCAUUGGGCUAAGCAUAUUUCAUGAUGAAAGUCAUGGGAUAGCAUCUUCCACGAUGGUAUAUCUUGUGCCUGGGAUAGAAACGUUGAAAGUUGAAAGACCUGACUCGAGGGGGGUCGACUCUGGGAUCUUGACCUUUCCAGAGACAGCACCAUUUACCUUGUUUUCUUUUGGGAAGCAGAGCAAUGAAACCAGGGAAUUGCUCGAGCUUCGUCUUUUCUUUGAUGAGUCAGUGUUGGAAACAUUCGCAAAUUCGCGGUGUACCAUUGCCACACGGGUCUACCCAGCAAGCAAAAGAUGCUGGGGCGUGAGGUUCUGGGCGGAAGAUGACUCUCAACAGAGUCGACUAAUAUAUGCUCAAGCCUGGGAUGGCCUACGAGCAGAUAUUCAAGUUGGUUAG